Molecule: messenger RNA, 258 nt
Organism: Scutellospora calospora
Lineage: Eukaryota; Fungi; Glomeromycota; Glomeromycetes; Diversisporales; Gigasporaceae
Source: the annotation of a GenBank genome assembly
AUGGAUAACUCGAAAGACGAACAUAUAGAGCCACCACGUAAGAAAAAAAAAACAAAAGAAAAGACCGACUCUAGCCCGUUCACAGUUGUUAUUUUGGACGAUCCAAAGUACGUUGAACCAAGAUCGGUUACUAGAGGAAUUAUAGAAUUCAGAGAGAAACAUUUCUAUGGCAAAAGACUGCCAAGAAAAAAUACCAUUUUAAAUGUUAGUCAAGGAAGUUUUGGUAACACCGCUGCAAUUAGGUUUAAGCGAAAAUAA